Molecule: messenger RNA, 324 nt
Organism: Danaus chrysippus (African queen)
Lineage: Eukaryota; Metazoa; Arthropoda; Insecta; Lepidoptera; Nymphalidae
Source: the annotation of a GenBank genome assembly
AUGCCUGUGCCAUUACUUAGAUUAAUGAAUGCUGAGAUCGGAACAGAUCUCACCAUAAUAUCUACAUAUUGUAUUAAACUCAUCAUGAAGAUGUUACAAUCACUCAGAAGAUUUAUGCACAUACUAGAAUUAGAAGAUUCAAAUGAAAAAAUAUCAGAACUUAAGAAUAAGUUGGAUAAUUUUCUUCCUAAACAUAUGCCGUCGUCUAAUAUUAUUGUGUCUCUGAUAAAGAAAGUUAUGGAAAGUCCCGAAAAUGCUGAAACUACUCAGGAUUAUAGGCUGGCCGAAGCCGGAGACAUCAGAAGCACUACUAACAUUCAUUGA